AUGCUACCUUUCGGUGGGCCUCCAGCAUUCUCUCCUUUAAUGAAUAUACCACCAAAUGCAGCUGCAGCAUCACAGGCAACUUAUCUGCAGCAGCAAGUUAUCAUGCCACCAUUGCAGAGAAUACCGAUGAUGGCCGUGAGUACAGCACCAGCGCCACUCCAACUUCCCCAAGUAUCAGUGGCUUCACCCGCGACUACACCCCGACCAAUGCUUGUUCCACCUCAGAUGCAGAUGGAAAUAGCCGCUGCAGCACAAUCUCCUCGCACAUCUUCCAUUGGUUCUAGUCUGAUAACCAGUGAUAUUUGGUCAGAGCACACAGCAUCUGAUGGACGUGUAUAUUACUAUAAUAAAGUAACAAAACAAUCUUCAUGGCAAAAACCGGACGAGUUAAAAACUCCUGAGGAGAAGAAAUUGGCUGCUGCAAAACUGUGGCGUGAAUAUAAAACACCUGAAGGGCGACCUUAUUACUAUAAUAUCGAGACUAAAGAGACCACUUGGAUUUGUCCAAAAGAUUUCGAUCCCGCAGUUGUAACAAAGGUAAAAAAUGGUGUGGAAUCAAAAGGGAGUGAUACAUCGAAAGUAGAAUCACAAAAUGGCGGGGAAUCUGAGCUGGAAAAAGCAAUGCUGGCCACACUUAAAUCGCUUGAACAACCUAAUGAACAAGCAGGAAGUAUGAAAGAAGCAGAUGCAGCAGAUGGUGAAGAAGAGAAAGAUUUGAAACAGAAACAAAGUGACAAAUUCCGAGAUCUCCUAAAAGAUAAGUACAAUGAGGGGAAGAUAUCAUCUACUAGUUCAUGGGAACAAGCAAUGAGAUACAUUCAGCAUGAUCCUAGAUUUCGAAUUUUAAAUAAAGUGAGCGAGAAAAAACAGUUGUUCAAUGCAUGGAAAGUGCAGAGGCAAAAGGAAGAGAGGGAUGAAAAACGUCUUGCUAUCAAAAAAGCGAAGGAGGAUCUGGAGGAAUGGUUACAGAACAAUCCAAAAAUACGACCAACUAUGCGUUACUCCAAAGCAGAAAUCCUUUUUGCUGAUGAACCUAUUUGGAAGGCCGUUCAUGAAGGCGAGCGAAAAGAGAUUUUUGCAGGUGCACUGGAGUUCAUAGACAAACGUGAAAAAGAAAAUGCAAAAGCUGUCCGCCGAAGAAAUGUACAAGCUCUAGCUGAUAUUUUAGAAGGGAUGGAAGAAAUAACUUAUCGGACAACGUGGGCACAAGCUCAGCGCCUCCUUAUUGAAAAUCCUUCAUUUGCUAAUGAUAGCACGUUGCAAAAUAUGGAUAAAGAAGAUGCACUCAUUGUUUUUGAAGAGCAUAUACGUACGGCAGAAAAGCAUUAUUUAAAAGAAAAGGACAUGGAAGAGCGUCGAAGACGCCGACAAGAGAGGAAAAUACGUGAAGCUUUCCAAGUUUAUUUAGUGGAACUGCAUAAACGAGGAGAAUUGACUUCAAUAUCAUUAUGGAGUGAACUGUACCCUGUCAUUUCUGCAGAUUCGCGUUUUGAUAAUAUGUUGAAGCAGUCAGGAAGCACACCGCUAGAUUUAUUCAAAUUUUAUGUGGAAGAUUUAAAAAGUCAGUUUGGUCAAGAUCGACGAAUGAUAAAAGAAAUUCUAAAGGACUUGAACGUGACAGUCGAAGUGGGUACAACUUUUGAUCAACUCUGCAAGUGGGUAUCAUCUGAUGAAAGAGGUAAAACCGUUGAUCCGGGUAACAUGAAACUGUGUUACAAUUCCCUUGUAGAAAAAGCAGAAGCUAAAGAAAAAGAGCAGGAACGUGAAGAAGCAAGAAAGAGAAGGCGGCAUGAAACAGCAUUUCGAAAUAUUCUACGAACUUUGGUCCCUCCAGUUGAACCAAACUCACAGUGGGAAGUUAUACGACCGAAAAUUGAAAACGAAGAGGCGUUUAUUACAGUUGAAACUGAGCAGCUUCGCGAGAAAUUUUUUAAUGAUUAUCUGCAGAAUCUAGCGGAAGCUUGUGGUCAUCAUCAUGGUUCAUCAAAGAAAAAAAAGAAGGAUAAGAAAAAACGUCGAAAGGAAGAAAGGGAGAGCGAAACAGAAGGCGAAGCAAGGCCAAAGAAAAAGAAAAAGCACCACAAAUCAGAUGUAAGCGAUGAAGAAAAAGGAACAGAGCGAAGACGUAAAAAGAAGAAAAAACGAUUGCACUCAAAAUCUUGCUCAAGGUCGCAAUCUGUAGAACCUGUUGAAAAACAAUGCAAAGAGGAGGAAGAUUCUCCAUUGCAGAAGGAUGAAAGUAACGAAUCGGAAUUAAGUGAAGGCGAAUUGGAGCGGAAGAGAAAAAUUUUACUGAAUAAAUUGGACGUAUCUCCCCAGUCAUCCUAA
Molecule: messenger RNA, 2328 nt
Organism: Cercopithifilaria johnstoni
Lineage: Eukaryota; Metazoa; Nematoda; Chromadorea; Rhabditida; Onchocercidae
Source: the annotation of a GenBank genome assembly